This is a messenger RNA of Mus caroli (Ryukyu mouse), 1413 nucleotides long. RefSeq names its product potassium channel tetramerization domain containing 14 (gene Kctd14). Gene Ontology annotation, molecular function: protein binding. Gene Ontology annotation, biological process: protein homooligomerization. The record is from RefSeq and is a predicted model, not a curated record. NCBI's taxonomy places the organism in Eukaryota, Metazoa, Chordata, Mammalia, Rodentia, Muridae.
GUGGCAGGACUGUUCCCUGCCCAUAAGUUAUCCACUCAAGACAGCUUUGUGUACCCAACGAGAGCCGAGAGCCGUCUUUUCCUGCCAGGAUGAGCCUGCCCGCAAACCAGAUCAAGGAGCCGGGCAAGCAGUCUCAGCCCGCAAAAUCGCUCAAGGAACCCAGCCAGGAGGCUCUGCCUGUAAACCUACUCAAGGAGCCCAGCCAGGAGUCCCGGAUCCUGUGCCCUGACCCGGCCAUCGUUGUGGAGCUGAAUGUAGGGGGGCAGUUCUACACCACCACCAUGGGCACCCUGAUGAAGCAUCCAGGCUCGAAGUUUUCAGAGAUACUGUCCAGGUCAGCUAGACACUACAAAGAUGCGCAGGGCCGCUUCUUCAUCGAUCGGCCCGGCACCUACUUUGGGCUUCUCUUGGACUACCUGCGCACUGGGCAGGUGCCCACAGAGUACGUUCCUGAGGUAUACCAAGAAGCUAAGUUCUACCAAAUCCACCUUUUGGUCAAGAUUUUGGAAGAUAUGCCACAGAUCUUCGGUGAGCAAGUGGCUCGAACGCAGUUCCUGAUGGGAGUGCCAAACUACAGAGAAAACCUGGAGGUCCUGUUGCACCUGGCUCGGGCAGAGGCCGUGGCGAUGCGCUCCUCAAAGGUGGUGGUGUGUGUGGUGCGCACGGAGGAGGAGGAUGCGAAGUGUGUGGAGCCGCUGCACAUCUUGGAGGCCAAAAAGACACCUGUUGUCAAAUUCGGACCCUGGAAGGCAGGCCCUAUGACGGAGGACUUUGUAUGCUGCCUGGAGAAGGACAUAAGAGCCAAGGGCUAUAAGGUGACCUCUCAGAGGUACCACCUCAGCAGGGAUCCCUACACUUGCUUCUGGAUAUUCGUCUUCACUUGGUGGUGAGCUCCAGGAGUGGGGACUGUUUGUUAGAGGCUGUGGUGGGACUUGUGAAAUCCGUUGCCAUGAAAAUUCGUGUUCUAGUCGGGCGUGGUGGCUCACGCCUUUAAUCCCAGCACUAGGGAGGCAGAGGCAGGCAGAUUUCUGAGGUUGAGGCCAGCCUGGUCUACAAAGUGAGUUUCAGGACAGCCAGGGCUAUUCAAAGAAACCCUGUCUGGAAACAAACAAAACAAAAACAAAAAAGAAAAGAAAAUCCAUGUUCUAAAACUGAGCCUGUAGUCCCAGAGUUUGGAAGGCCAAGGAGACAAGAAGAUUGCCAUGAGCUAGCUGGAGGCCAGUUUCGAGUAUAGACUGAAACCCUAUUGAAAUGGCCCAGGCUACCCUGUCUCCAUGCUUGCUCCCUUCUGGAACCACAUCCUACUUGACAAAGUAGGGUUUCUCCCAUCUUCUAAGAAAUAAAGCUUGUAAGAUGCUUAACAGAUCAAGGGGUUCUUCCUUCCUUGCUGGGAGAUAGCCCUGAUAUAAAACC